UUUCUUUCGCUUUCCAUGCCGAGUAUCCCCAUCAUAGACCUAAUUUCGCAAUCCUACAACGGAAAUGUUACUCAAAAUGUCUUCUUGUCGUUUACACAUACGUCACAAGUAUGGUAUAAACAUACAUACCUUUUUUUGACACGCAAUUCCAGCAGGCUGGAGUGUGGCCUGCUAUCCUUUUCUGAGAAGAAAGAAAGAAAGAAAGAAAUUUGUUACGCUAUAUACUAA
Molecule: messenger RNA, 228 nt
Organism: Bipolaris victoriae FI3
Lineage: Eukaryota; Fungi; Ascomycota; Dothideomycetes; Pleosporales; Pleosporaceae
Exons: 1
Source: RefSeq, a predicted model, not a curated record